This is a messenger RNA of Vicia villosa (hairy vetch), 2648 nucleotides long. RefSeq lists its product as uncharacterized. Gene Ontology annotation, molecular function: K48-linked deubiquitinase activity; cysteine-type deubiquitinase activity. Gene Ontology annotation, biological process: protein K48-linked deubiquitination. NCBI's taxonomy places the organism in Eukaryota, Viridiplantae, Streptophyta, Magnoliopsida, Fabales, Fabaceae. Bases 403 to 2226 code for a protein of 607 amino acids. The record is from RefSeq and is a predicted model, not a curated record. The transcript has 7 exons.
CUAUUUAAAUCUCCAAACCCAAAGCCCACAAACUUUCAUUCCCAUAAUACCCUCAUCUCUUCAUUUUAAUUAUUCACUACACUGCUCAUUUACCUCAGGGCCCACACCGUCAUUUCACCACCUUUACUUCUACAAUAAUCUACCACCAUUCAUUCCACACGACACCGUUUCACCACUCAUCGCCACCGUCGCGACCUCGAUAGCUUCACCUCCCUCACAAAAUUCAUUUCCACUUUUACCCCUCAAAAUCUCUCCAAAUUCCAAUUCUCACCAACCGUUGUUUAAUUCCAAUCUAGAACCUUCGAUUUUCGAUCGUAUUGAAAUGGAGCCCUAAAAAUCAUCCCGUUAGGGUUUUUACGUCUUUCGGGAAUUGAAAGUUUUGAUUUUUUUUUCUUUUCCGGAAUGGCGGAUCGGGGAGAAGACGAGGAUUUGGAAAUGGCAAUUCGGAUGAGCAUGACGCCGGAGCCGAAGCGCAAUAAGCCUAGGGACGAAGUGGCGGGGGUUGUUUCGGGGUUCCCGGAGGAUUCGCCGGAAUCUAAGACUCGGAGGCGGGAGCUCAUGGCUGCGGCGGCUGAGAAGCGGAUGGCGACUGUUGUUAGGGUUUCGCCGUUGUCGCCGGUGGGGAAUAAAGGAUUGAAGAAAGGGGGUGAAGUUGUGAGGAGAGUGGAGGAAUUGCCUUUGAGAGAUGAGAGCCUGUGUAAGGAGCUUUCUGCGGAGGAAGCUAAUAAGUUAUUUGUUAUGGUGUUUGGGAGUGAAGUCUCGAAGGAUAUUCUAGCACAGUGGUGCAACCAGGGAAUAAGGUUUAGCUCUGAUCCUGAAACAUCAAUGGGCUUAGUGCAGCAUGAAGGAGGCCCCUGUGGCGUUUUGGCAACUAUACAAGCAUUUGUGCUCAAAUACAUUAUUUUCUUCGGUAAUGAAUUGUCACGCAUACCACAGAAUCGGGGUCUGGGCGUGUCAAGUAAAAGUCACUCUGUUCCAUCAUAUAAUAUUUCUUCACUCACUGAAGAUGUAAAAGUAAGAGCCCUCGUAAGAAGUAUGGGUGAAAUUUUAUUUUUAUGUGGAAGUAAUAAAAGGGCCGUGAUUGCAACUUUGAGCAUUCCGGGGAAUGAUAUUCAACGUUUUGAAGGAAUCUCAGAGGAUGAGGCUGUUGCAAGCUCACUUAAAGCUCUUUCUAUUGAAUCUUCUUUGGAUCUGCUGAAAGUUCUUAGAGUUGAAACUCACACGUCAGAAACAACUGCUUUUCAGAGGCUUGAAGCAAUUAUUCCUUUAUUCCAAAGUCGUAUGGGGGCAUUGCUCUUCUUAAUCUCUGCUUUACUUUCUCGUGGACUGGAUUCGGUUCAAAGUGACAGGGAUGAUCCCAGCCUACCACUGGUUACUGCUCCUUUUGGGCAUGCCUCCCAGGAAAUUGUAAACCUACUGCUCUGUGGGCAGGCUGUCGCAAAUGUAUUUGAUGGAAGGAUGGAUUUAGGUGGAGGAAUGUUUCUGAAAGGUGUAUCCCGAAAUGUGGAAGUUGGAUUUCUCACCCUGCUAGAAUCCCUGAAUUUCUGCAAGGUUGGUCAGUUUCUGAAAACCCCAAAAUGGCCUAUAUGGGUUGUUGGGAGUGAAUCCCAUUACACAGUGUUGUUUGCUCUUGAUCCCACCGUUCAAAACGAGAAUGAAUUGGAAGGAAGGGAAACACAGAUCCGCAAAGCUUUUGAUGCACAAGAUCAAAGUGGAGGUGGCGGCUUCAUUAGUGUGGAGGGUUUCCAUCAAGUCAUCAGAGAAACAAAUAUCAAACUACCACAGGAGAAGCUAGAUAACCUUUGCAGUGCAGGGUUCAUUGUAUGGAGUGAAUUCUGGCAGGUAAUUUUGGACUUGGACCAAAACUUGGGAGGUUUGAAAGAUUCAUCAGGAUUGAUGGGUAAGAAGGUCUUUGAUCUUUUCCACUUUAACGGGAUUGCUAAAUCAGAUUUGAAUGGCAGUCAAGCAAGUUUUGGGGGUGAAACUCCACUGCAAAGACCCAGGCUGACGAAAUUAAGUGUCUCAGUUCCCCCAAGAUGGACACCUGAGGAAUUUAUGGCAGAUGUGCAAGGUCCAUCCGCUUCUGGUACAAGUGACUCUGCUGGGAAGGACAUUGAGGUAUCUAAACCAGAGCCUGUUCAGCAUGCGCCUCUGGUUGACUGCGUAAGGACACGCUGGCCACGUGCUGUCUGCAACUGGUCGGGUGAUCCUCCUAGUAUAGUCUGAAAGACACUUAAAUGGGUUGAGCUGGGGAAAGGAAACAUGGUUCAGCAAAGCCAUCAUGAAAAGAGGUGAUGAUGCUCUCAUGUUUUACUUUGAUAUAAGGAGGGGGUAAAAUCUCCAGAUUCUCUACAAACUGUGCAGCUGAUAUAUGAUGUGGAUUAAUGUAUUUUCAAUUUUCUUUUCGAUUUUGUCACGAGUCACGACAUUCAAAGAGUUUGGGAAAGGAGGGGUGUGUGGUGAUAUUUAUAUUCAAGCCUACGUGUAAAAUCAAUUUAAAUGUAUUAUUGUUAAUUAGGAAGGGUCUUAGUUGUUGGGAUUUAUUAUUAAUAAACGUGGAUUCUAUUCUUCGUUCUGUUUUAGUUUGUUGUAAUAUAUAGUAUAUUAUGGAGCUUGGCUUCUGAAUAGAGGAAAUGAGUAUUUCAUAA